AGGAAAGUAAAGGAAAUAUGUCGAGCUCAGAAAAACAAUAUUCGCAAGUUUCAUCAGGAGAUGACUCAGAGUGUUUGUCUAGCGCUUCGGAGGAUAGUUUUGUAUCGGCAAUAUGGGUUUUGCACCAUACGACGAAAGUGUCGAACCGGCAGCAAACGAAGGAGAAGCUGGGCAAUACGCGAUGUAAGUCGCUGUAGAGGAGGAAGAAGAAGAAGACGAUCUUCUCCGAAGAUUCUUUGGUAAAGUCGACGUCAGAGAAUGGUUUGUAGCUAGGCUUUUUCUAUUGUAUAAUUUUUUUGUAUUUAUUCGGAAACGCGCAAUUCUAAUCACUUAUAUGGACGUCAUUUACAUUUACAGAUUUUUUGCGAUCUGUGGCCUAAAGACAAUUUGUAGGUAUGGUUUGGGUAUAUGUUGGCAUGUCAAACAGACUUCCUCUUCCUUGCUGUGUGUACAGUGUAAUGAGAUCUGCCUUUCCCAUAGCUGAAGGUCAGUAUCAUGGUUAUGAGGAAGAAGAUGAGGAUGAAUUAUAA
Pocillopora meandrina is the source of this 530-nucleotide messenger RNA. NCBI's taxonomy places the organism in Eukaryota, Metazoa, Cnidaria, Anthozoa, Scleractinia, Pocilloporidae. The record is from the annotation of a GenBank genome assembly.